This is a messenger RNA of Linum trigynum, 1207 nucleotides long. The record is from the annotation of a GenBank genome assembly. Lineage: Eukaryota; Viridiplantae; Streptophyta; Magnoliopsida; Malpighiales; Linaceae.
CGCGAUCUGCGAAGUGCGAAGAGGAUUUGUCAAAAAAAAAAAAAAAGUGCGAAGAGGAAAGUGAAAGCGCGAACCUUGAAAACCCUCUUGCUACAGCUUGUGCUUCCAUCGAAAGGACAAAGGUGUGGUCCGUUUGCUUUUCGCUCUCUCUUCUUCCAUGUCUUUUCCUUCACUAUCUUGGAGCCAUUCGAUGAAAGGCAGUUCCUUUAUAAACUACACCUUUAUGUUUUUUGAUCGAUCAUGUCGGGUUCAGCCCUUUUCUGCUGUUCUAUGUCUAGGCUUUGUACGAUUUUUUGCUGGGAUUGAGAAAAUUGGAAUGAAUUCGGUUUAAUUUGAGUUUCUGGGUUCUGGGUUCGGCUUAGUAGUGAGAAAUUUCGGUAUUAUCAAUUGGUAAACUUGCUUUCUUCGACUUAUGGUGAACUUGUUUUCGGGUCAUCAGAAUGUCGGGAGAAGAGGAAGAGAAUGCCGCCGAGCUCAAAAUUGGAGAUGAGUUUCUGAAGGCGAAAUGUUUGAUGAAUUGUGAAGUUUCUUUGAUCCUUGAGCACAAGUAUGAGCAGCUACAGCAAAUGUCAGAGGACGCUACGAAUCAGAUGUCCCAGGUUUUUGAGAAAUCACUGCAGUAUGUAAAGCGCUUUAGCCGAUACAAAAACCCUGAUGCAGUCAGACAAGUGCGAGAAAUCCUAAGUCGGUACCAGUUGGCCGAGUUCGAGCUCUGCGUUCUUGGUAAUCUUUGUCCUGAAACUGUGGAGGAAGCGACAACAAUGGUGCCAUCUCUAAAGUCAAGGGACCGGUCACUCACUGACGACGCGAUUGAAAAGAUGUUGAAUGACUUGUCGUUGAUCAAGAAAUUCGAGUAGAAAGGGCGCGUGCUUAUUCUUUGCUGAUGAAGUCCAGUCCGAGGAAGAGCUCACUUGAAAAGAGUGGUGCAAAAUUGUUGUAGUUGAGUGUUGGUCACAGACGGAGAAGGAGCGUUGUUUCUUUUUUCCUUCUGUUGUACUACGAAUCACUAGUCCGAAACAUUUUCCCGAGUAUGUGGAAUUGUUCUCGUGCUUGGUGGAUUUUAGCUUAUAUAACAGAAUGAAUGACAAACUGGAUGCCGAUUCUAACUGAGAUGAUGAAGUUGUGUAACAGAAUGAAUGAGAAAGUGGAUGAAGUAUUUUAGCUUACAUGAUGAACUUAAGUAACAGAAUGAAAGACAAAUUACAAC